AUGGUGCAACAGACUUUGGUUGAAAAUCAUCCUUUGACUCCACAUUCCCUUUCUGCUGCUGCUGUAGUUGGGAUAUGUUUUGGUGUUCUGGUAAUGCUGGGCACAGCAUCAGCUAUUGCAUAUAAAUGUUACAAACGGCAACUAGCCAAAAAUGCUCAGAAUCGUCUUUCCUCAGCCAUCAAGAAAGGCCUGAAAGAGAGCAACAAUGGCAACCUGAAGAAGGUGUCAUCAGCUCGAAAAGUCAUCAUGAAGUCGAAGGCUACUAGCCCUACAUAUCCGUCGUCAGGUGAGCACAUUGGUGGAUCGUUAUCUGAACGAGGUCUAGUCAGUGGAAGUGGGGCGGGUCCACUUCCUUCUCAGUUCGAUCCCUGCCAGGUAAAAGCAGAAUACUAUAUUGAGAAUGAAAAGGAUGGCGCCACUCCUGAAAAAGACGAGAGUAUGCGUGAGAAACAUGAAGACGAGCUGAAGACACCUCACCUUGGGACUUUGCACUUCUCUACUGAAUAUGAUUCUCAGAAGAGUGCACUUCUGGUCACUAUUUUGCAAGCAGCUGAAUUGCCUCCCCGUGAACCAAGUGUUGGAGGCUGUGACCCAUACAUCAAGCUGCAACUUCUACCAGAAAAAAAGCACAAAUGCAAGACCAGGGUCUUGAGGAAGACCCUGAAUCCUGUGUAUGAUGAAACCUUCACGUUUUAUGGCAUCAGCUUCAACCAGCUGCAGAGUAUCACUCUGCACUUUGUAGUUCUUAGUUUUGACCGAUUCUCAAGAGAUGAGAUCAUUGGAGAAGUUAUUUACCCACUGAAUGGAGUUGACUUGUCUCAGAAAGAGGUUUCUGUGAGCAAAGACAUCACACCAAGGCAUCUUAAGGUAAGCCCAACAUAUCCUUCUUCCUGUGAAAAUAGAAGAUCCUUAACUGAAAGCAAUAAAGGGGCUGCUGAACAACACAAAUCUCUGCUUGAUCCUUGUGAUCUUAAGGCUGACUACUCUGUUGAAAAUGAAAAAGAGGAUGUGAUACAGGAAAAAGAUGAGAGCCAGAGGAACAAACCACGACUGCCCCACCUGGGUACGUUGCAUUUCUUGGCCAACUAUGAUACCCAGAAGAAUUCACUCCUGGUGACGAUCCUAGAGGCUGAUAACCUUUUGCCAACUGACACAGCUGCAGGCAGCUGUGACCCUUACAUAAAACUGCAGCUGUUGCCAGAAAAGAAGUACAAGUGUAAAACUCGAAUCCUGAGGAAGACCCUGAAUCCUGUGUAUGACGAAACCUUCACAUUUUAUGGCAUCAGCUUCAACCAGCUGCAAAACAUCACCCUGCACUUUGUUGUCUUUAGUUUUGACCGAUUCUCAAGAGAUGAGAUCAUUGGAGAAGUUAUUUACCCACUGAAUGGCAUUGAUUUGUCAGACAAAGAAAUCUCUGUGAGCAAGGACAUCACACCAAGAUAUCUCAAGUUUCGUACCCAGGGCCGGGGAGAGUUGCUGGUUUCUCUUUGUUAUCAGCCUGCUGCUAACAGACUUACAGUUGUUGUACUCAAAGCAAGGAAUCUUCCUAAAAUGGAUGUCACUGGACUUUCUGAUCCCUAUGUGAAGAUUUACCUUCUGUACAAUGGGCAGAGAAUUGCAAAAAAGAAAACACAUGUGAAGAAACGCACCUUGAAUCCUGUGUUCAAUGAAUCAUUCCUGUUUGAUGUUCCUUAUAAUGAGGGCCUACAGAAUAUCAGCCUUGAAUUCCUGCUUCUUGAUUAUGACCGAAUGACAAAGAACGAAGUCAUUGGCAGAUUGGAAGUGGGUGCUCGCACUUUGGGUCAAGAGUUGCACCAUUGGAAUGAAGUAAUGAACUGUCCACGUAAGCAGAUUGCUGAAUGGCACAAACUGAAAGAAUAG
Acanthosepion pharaonis is the source of this 1881-nucleotide messenger RNA. NCBI's taxonomy places the organism in Eukaryota, Metazoa, Mollusca, Cephalopoda, Sepiida, Sepiidae. The record is from the annotation of a GenBank genome assembly.